AUGGGGAACUCGUUGAAAACUCCGUCCGAGUGUUUUGAAUUCAUUUUACCACCUUGUGUUAUCGUUUCGAUUAAAACGGGAGACACGACAAGCGCCGGGCUACAUAAUACAGCAUAUCUUCAACUGACCGAUCAGUUGGGCCACGAAUCUGAAGAAAUCUUACUCCAAGGCUGUUCCCUAACUGUUUUCAAGAAGGGACACACGGAUGCAUUUCGGAUCACAAAAUUGCCGUUCAAUUUCGGCACUGUGAAAAAGGUAAAACUAUUUCGAAAGGAAACGAAACAGAACAUCGUCGAAUGGUAUGUGGAGAAGAUUGAAAUUCGUUAUCAUAAAAUAGCCGGCCCUGAAGGAUUGCUGGUCUUUCCGUGCAAUCGCUGGCUUCGCAAUGAUAAAGCGAUCGUUCUAAGGUUGUAUGAUUCAUGUUUGCCUCAGCUCGACGAAGAUUCGUAUCAGAGAGACGCGGAAUUGUUUUCCAAGCGAGCAAAGUAUCGCUAUUGUCAAGGCAUCUCUGGUUUGCCUCCUAGGGUAGGUUGGAGUCUAAUUUGUUAUUAUGUUAAGUUUUGGUAGGGUUGUCCGUAAAUGAGUCUGGUAAGUUGGCCGGACACCAGUUCAAUUGUUACAUUCUUGUAAUUGAUUUGUGACAAUAUUGGUCUAUAAAGCAAGUUACUACUCUCGUAAGUACUAGAAUGAUGUGUUUUCUUUCUGAUUUUAUAGUUGAAAAAGUUUCCAAAGAAUGAAGUGUUUAGUACGAAUUUUAAGGUAUAUUACUAAUUCUAAUAACGGCAAAUAUACUGAAUGUUUUUACUGAUAAACAUUGUCCACAAGCAAAAUCCACAACUUCGAAAUGUGCCGGCAAAAAGGCAUUGUAUUUUCCGAGGUUUUGAGAGCUAAAUAUUUUCAAAAUGCCUGUGUUUUUAAGGAUGCAAAAUACCGGCUAAUUUGAUUUUCUUGAUUUUAGUGGGAUAUUUCUCUGCGUCGGGACAAACUUUUUGCUCGAUAUAACUUGGUCAGUUUUGAGAAAAUACCUUGGCAUGAUUUUUACGAGUUUGAUGGAAUCUACAGAACUCUGGGCGAGCCAAUGGUAAGCAGAACUGUGCUCUGAUAUAUCGUCGAUAUUAUCGAUCAUUCAAUUGAGACGCUGACCAAGUUCCUUUCCUGCAAUGUGCAGGAAUACCACCAAUCCACCAUUACCACAAUCAUCACCAUCAUCAGUAACAAGUCAACAACCUCAAUACCACCAUUCAGUGACGGAAAUUUACUUUUUCCGGUGGGGGGCGAAGCCUUCUAAGUUUCCGACAAAACUUUCAAAUUUCCGACAACCCCCCCCCCAUUUGCACUAGAAUAGGCUGUUUUUAGCCCUUUUAUAGGUCAAAAUUUCCGAAAAUUCGUCAUUUUCCACGAAGGUGGGGGCGGCCGCCCCGCCCCACCGAGAUUUCCACCACUACCACCAUUACGACAAUCAUCACUGCCAAGCCAACCAUCACCACCGACAUCACUAAUCACCACCACCCACCAUAACCACCAUCAUCACUAACAAGUCAACAACCUCAAUACCACCAAUCCACUAUUACCACAAUCAUCACUGUCAAGGCCACCGACAUCACUAUCACCACCACCCACCAUCACUCACCAUCAUCACUAACAUUAAGUCAAUAACCUCAAUACCACUGUUACACACCAUCAUCACCACCCAACAUCACCAUCAUCACUAACAUUGUCAACAACAUCAAUACCACCAAUCCAUCAUUACCACAGCCAUCCCCACCAUCACCAUCACUCACCAUCAUCACUAACAUUAAGUCAAUAAUCUCAAUACCACUGUUACCACAAUUAUCACCACCACCAACAAAGAACAAUACUUAGUCCUCCUGAAUGCGAGCUAUGAUAUUUAGUGGAGUCAUCACUCAGGCAGUCCAUAUCAUCUUCAUCUUGAAAAUUCCUGCCAUCUGCUACAUCCUGGUCAACUAAACGAGAAAGAUUAUAAUAGUGGUGUUAGUUGGUGUAUGUGCCUUCAAGCUCUGUGAGCGAGCUUCCACUUCUACAAUAUCCAGUUGUCUAAUUAUAAUUUCACCUCAGUCACAUGUGAGAAGCAGUUUCACUCUACCAAACACCGCAGGUUUUCUCUGGGUACUCCGGUUUCCUCUAAUAAGAGAUGAUCCUUACUGCACCUCUAGGAAGAAUAGUUUAGAACUGAUAGAGCUAUCCAGUAUAAAUAAAGUUAGUUCAGUUUAGGUUUCCUCCUGUAGUAACACUGGAUCAAUAAGAGAUGAUCCUUACUGGACCCCUAGGAAGAAUAGUUUGAAACUGAUAGAGCUAUCCAGUAUAAAUAAAGUUAGUUUAGUUUAGGUUUCCUCCUGUAGUAACACUGGAUCAAUAAGAGAUGAUCCUUACUGGACCUCUAGGAAGAAUAGUUUGAAACUGAUAGAGCUAUCCAGUACAAAUAAAGUUAGUUUAGUUUAGGUUUCCUCCUGUAGUAACACUGGAUCAAUAAAAGAUGACCCUUACUGGACCUCUAGGAAGAAUAGUUUGAAACUGAUAGAGCUAUCCAGUAUAAAUAAAGUUAGUUUAGUUUAGGUUUCAUCCUGUAGUAACACUGGAUCAAUAAGAGAUGAUCCUUACUGGACCUCUAGGAAGAACAGUUUAGAAGUGAUAGAGCUAUCCAGUAUAAAUAAAGUUAGUUUAGUUUAGGUUUCCUCCUGUAGUAACACUGGAUCAAUAAGAGAUGAACCUUACUGGACCUCUAGGAAGAACAGUUUAGAAGUGAUAGAGCUAUUCAGUAUAAAUAAAGUUAGUUUAGUUUAGGUUUCAUCCUGUAGUAACACUGGAUCAAUAAGAGAUGAUCCUUACUGGACCUCUAGGAAGAAUAAUUUGAAACUGAUAGAGCUAUCCAGUACAAAAUAAAGUUAGUUUAGCCUAGUCAUCUUUUUAAUUGCACUUUUGUUGUCAAAUUUAGUCCAAGAAUUUCUGGAUGGAUGACAUCUAUUUUGGUCGACAACGUUUGGCAGGGUGCAACCCGACUGUUAUCAAACUUUGUACAGAAAUCCCUCCGGGGUAGGUUUUGGUUGGUCAUUUGGUCAGGCGGUCAGUUCUACUCACUAAUCUUUAUUCGUUUCUCUGUUUCCAGGUUUCGUGUCACACCAAGCCAUGUUUAUCCCUUCCUGGAAGGAUUAAGUUUGGAUGCCGCGUUAAAAUCUCUGAGACUGUUUAUAGUUGACUAUAGCAUCUUUGAGAAAGCCGACGUGGACAGCGAACGAGCAGUAAGUUUUCACCAUUAGUUUAGCUAAAGAUUCCUCCUGUAGCAACACUGGAUCAUUAACGGAUGGCUCUUACUGGACCUCUAGGAAGAACAGUUUAGAACUGAUAGAGCUAUCCAGUAUAAACAAAGUUAGUUUAGUUUAGGUUUCCUCCUGUAGUAACACUGGAUCAAUAGGAGAUGAACUUUACUGGACUUCUAGGAAGAACAGUUUAGAACUGAUAGAGCUAUCCAGUAUAAAUAAAGUUAGUUUAGUUUAGGUUUCCUCCUGUAGUAACACUGGAUCAAUUAGAGAUGAUCCUUACUGGACCUCUAAGAAGAACAGUUUAGAACUGAUAGAGCUAUCCAGUAUAAACGAAGUUAGUUUAGUUUAGGUUUUCUCCUGUAGUAACACUGGAUCAAUAAGAGAUGGCUCUUACUAGAACUCUAGAGAGAACAGCUGACAACUGAUAGAACUAUCCAGUGUAAAUAAAGUUUCUUUAUUUGAUUAUAGUCAUUUUGUCUUUUAGGUAAUCAGUCCGUACGCUCUUUUCUUUUUGAACAAGAAGCGAGACCUUGUUCCUGUAGCAAUCCAGUUGUUCGCACGUCGCAAGGAAAACAAUCCUGUAAGAUUUUAUAUUGAAUGCGAUAGAUUUUCACUUUAUUUUACCAUAUACUGAUCCGUUAAUGUUUUAUCCAUCCUUGUAGGUAUUUGUCCCAAGUGAUCCUAUAUACACCUGGACGAUUGCGAAAAUGUGGUUUAACAAUGCCGAUGCUGGAUAUCAUCGCGCAUGCGCACAUCUUGGUUUCAGUCAUCUUCUUUUGGAAAGCGUUGCCAUAGCAACACAUCGACAACUGUCGCCAUCACACCCAAUUUACCGACUGCUGGCUUCCUAUAUACAAUAUGUUAUUCCUAUAAAUAGGUAAGCUCAGAGUCGCCUAACGUAACCCACAACACUAUAGUGUACCAUACCAUAUUAUAUAAUACCUUAUUGAAUUCUGAUCGUUUAAUUGGCUGUUUAUGGUCACGUGAUAUUGAAUAGAAAAUUCCAUUUCCCAAGAGUGCAAUAGAAUGCUGUUCCAUUGCACCCUUGCGAGUGCAAUUGUACUAUACGUUUUAUUCCAUUGCACUCUUUGUGUUUUCGAUAAAUCGCAUCCGUCAAAAUGCUUCUCGUACGGUGAUCGCAGUUUAUUUUAACCCGAUAUUCGAAACUCAGUAAAUGGGAUUUAAUGCAAAUACGACUCGUCAAAAUGGCGAAAGCUUACAGUAAACCUUUUAAUAUUAGUCUAUUUUGGUAUUAUAUAAAACAAAUAAUGAAUGUUAUUAUUCGUGCAAUGGUAAGAAUAUUUUCAUUCGGUGAAAGAUGGUAUGUUCCAUUCAACUCGGCUGUCGCCUCGUUGAAUGGAACAUUCCAUCUUUCACCUCAUGAAAAUAUUCUUACCAUUGCACUCAUAAACAUUCAUUAUUUGUAUACCAUACCAUACCAUACCAUACCAUACCAUACCAUAUAUCAUACCAUAUCAUACCAUACUAUAUACCAUACCAUACCAUUCCAUACCAUACCAUAUCAUACCAUACCAUAUACCAUAUACCAUAUACCAUAUACCAUAUACCAUACCAUAUCAUACCAUAUACCAUAUACCAUAUACCAUACCAUACCAUACCAUAUCAUACCAUAUCAUAUACCAUAUACCAUACCAUACCAUAUCAUACCAUACCAUAUACCAUAUACCAUACCAUACCAUAUCAUACCAUACCAUAUACCAUAUACCAUACCAUACCAUAUCAUACCAUAUCAUAUACCAUAUACCAUACCAUAUCAUAUACCAUACCAUAUACCAUACCACACCAUACCAUACCACACCAUACCAUACCAUAUCAUACCAUACCAUACCAUACUAUACUAUACCAUACCACACCACACCAUACCAUACCAUACCAUACCAUACCAUACCAUACCAUAUCAUAUACCAUACCAUAUCCCAUACCAUACCGUACCAUACCAUACCAUACCACACCAUACCACACCAUACCAUACCAUACCAUACCAUACCAUACCAUAUCAUAUCAUAUCAUACCAUAUCACCAUACCAUACCAUACCAUACCACAAGAAUCUCGUAUUUUGCUGUCAACUCAAAAGUGCCAUUUUCUCUUUCAGUUUUGAAACGAAUCAAUUGAUUGCCUAUGAUGGUUGGUUAGACAACGCAACAAAUCUGGGAGUUUCUGGAAUUAUCAGUGUAUUUCAAGAAAUGUGGCCGUCAUGGCGACUAGAUCACCAAGGCUGUCUACCACAAGACUUGAAAGAUAGAGGCGUAAGUUCGUGGAAAUGUUUUGCGUGGUGUGAGGGUGACACAGUGGUUGCUACACGUGUCCUUCAUCUCUGGGACUAAGACUAAAUUUCUGCAAUAUGCAUGCAGUUAUGUGCUUGUAAAUCUGUAAUUUCUCUUCAGUCUCAUGGGAGAAGAAUGCUUCCAGUUUGACCCCCGCAAGUAACAGUAACUGCAGGGUUUUCAAGCAGAGUUAUUUUUCCUCAAUCUGGUCUACCUUAUAGCGCGAUUAUUUUCGAAAACGACGUACUUUUGCCAUCUUAAAUCUUGACGUUUUCUUGUUGAAGAAUGAAAGUAGUGAUACAUUAUAAUUUGGUUCCACAGCUCAGUUGCUAUCUAAUCAAUAUAUACUGUACAUGUGUCUGGUUACUUCUGUUUCCUUAACGUUUCGUUUCAAAUGUAUUAUUUUCAGGUGUUAGAUCUAAAGAUUCUACCAGAUUACCCGUACAGAGACGAUGGCUUACUCAUGCACACUGCUAUUGAGAAUCACGUCCGUAGAAUCGUCGAAAAAAAUUACUGUGAGUUUUAUAGACAUUCCCGAAUUUGCUUCACUGGACACGAAACAUGUAACUGUUUAAACUCGAGGUUGACGAUGUCAUUUUGUUUAUAGUUUGGUCAUUUGCUCCCUCAGUUUCGUUUGCACUCAGGAAAAUUCAGAAAGUGUCUUUAUUGUAACAGUACGUUUUUUUUGCUUUUGCAAAAGUGGUAAAGUCUUAUUCAUUAUGUCCACAGUUAAUGACGUUAUUUAUUUAACGGAAGAUUUUGAAAUGCAAGCAUGGGCCAACGAUCUGGUAGAGACAGAUCCACUACUUGGAUGUAACAUAAAGGUGACUAUGCUUAUUCUUUCUAUCCUUAUCUAAACGAAGUUUACGUUGUUUAUACUGGAUAGCUCUAUCAGUUCUAAACUGUUCUUUCUGGAGAUCCAGUAAGGAUCAUCUCUUAUUGAUCCAGUGUUACUACAGGAAGAAACCUAAACUAAACUAACUUUAUUUAUACUGGAUAGCUUUAUCAGUUCUAAACUGUUCUUGCUAGAGGUCCAGUAAGGAUCAUCUCUUAUUGAUCCAGUGUUACUACAGGAGGAAACCUAAACUAAACUAACUUUAUUCAUACUGGAUAGCUUUAUCAGUUCUAAACUGUUCUUCCUAGAGAUCAAGUAAGGAUCAUCUCUUAUUGAUCCAGUGUUACUACAGGAGGAAACCUAAACUAAACUAACUUUAUUCAUACUGGAUAGCUUUAUCAGUUCUAAACUGUUCUUCCUAGAGGUCCAGUAAGGAUCAUCUCUUAUUGAUCCAGUGUUACUACAGGAGGAAACCUAAACUAAACUAACUUUAUUUAUACUGGAUAACUCUAUCGGUUCUAAACUGUUCUUCCUAGAGGUUCAGUAAGGAUCAUCUCUUAUUGAUCCAGUGUUACUACAGGAGGAAACCUAAACUAAACUAACUUUAUUUAUACUGGAUAGCUCUAUCAGUUCUAAACUGUUCUUCCUAGAGGUCCAGUAAGGAUCAUCUCUUAUUGAUCCAGUGUUACUACAGGAGGAAACCUAAACUAAACUAACUUUAUUUAUACUGGAUAGCUCUAUCAGUUCUAAACUGUUCUUCCUAGAGGUUCAGUAAGGGUCAUCUCUUAUUGAUCCAGUGUUACUACAGGAGGAAACCUAAACUAAACUAACUUUAUUUAUACUGGAUAGCUCUAUCAGUUCUAAACUGUUCUUCCUAGAGGUUCAGUAAGGAUCAUCUCUUAUUGAUCCAGUGUUACUACAGGAGGAAACCUAAACUGAACUAACUUUAUUUAUACUGGAUAGCUCUAUCAGUUCUAAACUGUUCUUCCUAGAGGUCCACUAAGUUACUACAAGAGGAAACUGCGUUUGAUAGAGUCAAACUUUCUUAUCUUUCUAGGGAAUCCCGGGUGAAGGAAAAUUUGAAUCAUUUGAUGAACUUGUUAAAACUCUGACAUCAAUCAUAUUUAUGUGUACCGCUGGCCAUGCGGCAGUGAACUUGCCCCAGUAUGAUGAAUAUGGAUAUUCUCCUAACUACCCCACGUUACUGGUUGGCGAACCACCUUGCGAUACGGUAUGUGUGUUUGUUCUGAUGUCCAAAGCCGUGCUUAUACCUAGAGAUGCAUCAUCUGUCUGAUAGAUCAACUGUCUUAACGUAAACACGAGACGAACUAUCCAAAUGAACCAGUUAGAAUAACGUUACUAUACCAAUUCUGGGAACAAAUCUUGCCUGAUAGUUCCUGACAGUUUGUCUAUAAAUGUCGUAUCUAUACACACACAGACAGAUCAUUCACCAUGAUGAACUUUACCACGCAAAUUCAUCUAUCUAAACAUGACUAGCCCUGAUCAAAACGUGAACUGAUUGUUCAUCUUGACGGACUCGUCUUUUUGUUAGUUUGUUCAUUUCUUUGUUUGUUCUCCAGCGUUGGCGAGAUAAGCACGACGUGUUACGACAUCUUCCGACUAAAGAUCUAUGCUUGCAGUCCGUAAUUUAUGCCAAACUGAUGACGGAUCGCAAGACCAACGGACUGGCGGACUUUAAUGCCAAAUUCCAGUAUGAUCCAAUUGCAUUGAAAUCCGGUGAAUUGUAAGUAUGAACGAUGUUGGCAGCUGUUGAGUAUAAAUAAAGUUUGUUUAGUUUAGGUUUUCUUCUAUAAUAGCACUGGAUUAAUAAGAGAUUAUCCUUACUGGACCUCUAGGAAGAACAGUUUAGAACUGAUAGAGCUAUCCAGUAUAAAUAAAGUUAGUUUAGUUUAGGUUUCCUCCUGUAGUAACACUGGAUCAAUAAGAGAUGAUCUUUACCGGACCUCUGGGAAGAACACUUCAGAAUUGAUAGAGCUAUCCAGUAUAAACAAAGUUAGUUUGGUUUAGGUUUCUUCCUGUAAUAACAAUGGAUCAAUAAGAGAUGAUCCUUGCUGGAACUCUAGGAAGAACAGUUUAGAACUUGUAGAGGUAUCCAGUAUAAAGUAAAGUUGGUUUUGUUUAGGUUUCCUCCUGUAGUAACACUGGGUCAUUAAGAGACUUCUUGGAUCUUGGAAGAAUAGUUCAGAACUGGUAGAGCAAUCCAGUAUAUAAAUAACGAAUGUUUUCUUUUGUUUAAGGUUUUUGAAGGAUUUAAAAGACGCUGCUAUCACCGUGAUACAUCGAAAUCUUCUGCGUAAAUAUCCUUAUGAUUAUCUUAACCCUUGCAGCAGCAAAAAUUAA
Paramuricea clavata is the source of this 8760-nucleotide messenger RNA. The record is from the annotation of a GenBank genome assembly. Lineage: Eukaryota; Metazoa; Cnidaria; Anthozoa; Malacalcyonacea; Plexauridae.